This is a messenger RNA of Talaromyces stipitatus ATCC 10500, 3169 nucleotides long. Its product is annotated as DUF221 domain protein, putative. NCBI's taxonomy places the organism in Eukaryota, Fungi, Ascomycota, Eurotiomycetes, Eurotiales, Trichocomaceae. Gene Ontology annotation, molecular function: calcium-activated cation channel activity. Gene Ontology annotation, cellular component: plasma membrane. The record is from RefSeq and is a predicted model, not a curated record. Bases 103 to 3003 code for a protein of 966 amino acids. The transcript is spliced from 3 exons.
CAUUAUCGUCAAACCAUCGUUCAUGUCUAGAUUUUCGCAACUUUCUCAAUAAACAGCGCUGGUCGUUGUCGCUGACUUUCAUUCUACACGGCAGCGAGCAUCAUGGCCGGCCCGAUAUAUCAUACCAUGGCGUUGCGAGAUGACGGCAGCCUAUCUCCAGCCGAUCAGUUCUUGCGCUUGAUUCAGAAUCCAUUCAAAGAAGCCAUCCAACUUAAUGCCUUUUGGGUUUCCCUCGCUACCUCCCUCGGUAUAUCCGCUUUACUCGCUCUUCUAUUUUCCUUAUUUCGACCGUACCACAACGCCAUUUAUGCCCCCAAAGUCAAACAUGCCGACCAGAAACACGCCCCUCCGCCAGUUGGCAAAGGAGUCUUUGCCUGGGUCCCGCCGGUGUUGAGUGUCAAAGAACAAGAUCUGGCAGACCGAAUUGGCUUGGAUGCCGUCAUAUUUCUACGUUGCGCCAAAGUGAUGCGAAAUAUAUUUUUAGUGUUGAGUGUCAUUGGCUGCGGUAUUCUCAUUGCUGUGAAUAUUACGCAGAGCAAUGGAUCUGCUGUUCCGGGAACGUCGGCAUUCACACUCAUGACGCCGCUGUAUAUUCUCACCGAUGCCGUUUGGGCCCAGGUUGUCUGCGCAUAUAUUUUUGAUAUUGUCAUCAUGUUCUUUUUGUGGAAGAAUUAUAGACAUAUUGUGGCGUUGCGGAGGCGCUAUUUUGAAAGCUCGGAUUAUCAGAUGAGUCUUCAUGCUAGGACUUUGAUGAUUACGAGUGUUCCACCAAACUUGCGUUCGGAAGAAGGGCUGAUGCGACUGACGGAUAAUGUCAAUCCGACUUCAUCAUUACCGCGAACCACCAUCGGACGAAAUGUGAAGGAUCUCCCCUCGCUGAUCAAGAAACACGACGAAGCAGUUAGAGAGCUGGAAUCGGUACUGGCAAAAUACCUGAAAAAUCCAGACCGUCUCCCUAUCAACAGGCCCACCAUGCGCGGAAAACUUAACGGCGAGAAAACAACAGGUAAAGUAGACGCGAUCGACUAUCUGACAGAUCGAAUUCAAGAAUUGGAGGCAAGGAUAAAAGAUGUUCGCCAAUCAGUUGAUAAGCGCAAUCCCAUGCCUUAUGGUUUCGCCAGCUGGGAAGCCAUCGAACACGCUCAUGCUGUUGCGUACACUGCGCGAAAGAAGAAACCUCAAGGCACAAUAAUCAGACUUGCCCCACGGCCGCACGACAUUAUUUGGGAGAAUCUUCAUUUGUCGCCGCAAACUAGAAGAUGGCGCCGUAUGGUCAAUGUAUUCUGGAUCACAUUACUGACAGUGUUGUGGGUUGCGCCUAACGCUAUGAUUGCCAUUUUCCUUUCCGACUUGAACAACCUGGGUCUGGUUUGGCCUGCCUUUCAGACCUCUCUCGAGCAGCACCCGACUACAUGGGCAGCCGUGCAAGGUAUUGCAGCGCCUGCAUUGACAUCUUUAAUAUACCUGAUUUUGCCGAUUUUCUUCCGUCGUCUUAUGCGCCGUGCAGGUGAUCUCACCAAAACUUCUCGAGAACAGCACGUCAUUCACCACUUGUACUUUUUCUUCGUUUUCAACAACUUGAUAGUCUUUUCGCUCUUUUCCGCAGCUUGGACUUAUGUUGCAGCCGUCAUCAACGCAAAAAAUAACAAUGAGAGUGCAUGGCAGGCUAUUAAGGACGGUCACUUCUGGUCCAAGGCUCUAUCUGCGUUGUGCCAAGUGUCACCGUUCUGGGUGACUUGGCUGUUGCAACGCAAUCUAGGUGCUGCUUUGGACUUGGUGCAGUUAUUUACGAUUGUAUGGCAAUGGUUUAUGAAGACGUUCAUGGCGCCGACUCCGCGUCAAAGUAUUGAAUGGACCGCUCCUCCUCCUUUUGACUAUGCCAGUUACUACAAUUAUUAUCUUUUCUACGCAACUGUCGCCUUUUGCUUUGCAACGCUGCAACCCAUCAUUCUUCCAGUUGCCGCGCUUUACUUUGCCAUAGAUUGCUAUUUCAAGAGGUAUUUACUUUUAUACGUCUUUGUCACCAAAAACGAGUCUGGCGGUCUCUUCUGGCGUGUUAUUGUCAACCGAUUACUCUUUGGGUCAUUCCUGUCCAAUAUUGUGAUUGCAUUGGUCGCCAAGGCAAAAGGUACAUGGACAAUGGUUUACUGCUUAGCCCCUUUGCCGUUCAUUCUGCUCGGGUUCAAGUGGUAUUGCUCAAAGAGCUUCGACGAGAAUAUGAUCUACUACAACAAGGCAGUCUUAAACGAUGCCGAAGCUCUAGGUGUCUCGAUGGGCAAAGGUCCCAAGCGAGCUGGUGAUCGCCUGUACUCUCGAUUCGGCCAUCCAGCUCUUUUCAAACCGCUGAUCACGCCAAUGGUCCAUGCGCGGGCCGCAGAGACAUUGAAACAAGUCUAUCGGGGUAGACUGGGCAAUUUUGAUCCUUCUGCAGAGUACUCUGAUAUCGCCAUGCAGUCCAUGUCUAAUUCGACUCCUGGGAAGCCUACAGAGUCUGCCCCCUUCGAAGUCGUGGCUGAAAGCCAACUUGAUUUCUCAUACUUCAAGAACCGCGCUGAUUUCAGGAAUGAGUUUGGCGGUGGUAUUUACGGACGACCGGAGGAUCUCAUUUCUGAGCGAUCCCAAACCCCGCGCACGUUCAUGGGUGACUCACCGGGAUCAUCACGAGCAUCCUCCCCCGUAUCAGCCCUGAACCGCAAACAACCCGAAGGUUACGAUUUAGGUCUUCAACGACCCCUGGAGAGACCGCUGGAUAGCGAUCACCCUGCCUUCCGAACACCAAUGUCUCGCAUCGCCAGCAACGGCAGUGAUCCCAACGGACCAACAUCAUUGUAUCGACACUCAAACGAGAGUGAGUCCCGACUACUCCAUAAUGCGCAACUCCCGGCUGUUGGGGGAGAGGAUACGAUCCACACUAUGGAUCGAUGGCGGACGAGGGGUUAUGGCCCUGUAGCUCAAGAUGAGAAUAAUCCAACAUCGUAUGAUUAUUUUCGCGGGAAACGAUGAGAUGAUAUUUUUUUUUACUUUCUUCAUGUAUGCCAUUAUUCAGCGUGUAGAGGAGGCGUUUUUGAUUUACGCAUUCAGCUCAUACAUACAAACUAUUGCAAUGUACAGUACUAACCAUGUACGGUCGGACAUUGGAAUAUCAACAAUCAAGCUAUAACGUAUACCC